Nematolebias whitei (Rio pearlfish) is the source of this 2103-nucleotide messenger RNA. RefSeq names its product calpain-5-like. Gene Ontology annotation, biological process: proteolysis. The record is from RefSeq and is a predicted model, not a curated record. Lineage: Eukaryota; Metazoa; Chordata; Actinopteri; Cyprinodontiformes; Rivulidae. Gene Ontology annotation, molecular function: calcium-dependent cysteine-type endopeptidase activity. The transcript has 12 exons. Bases 1 to 2103 code for a protein of 700 amino acids. Gene Ontology annotation, cellular component: cytoplasm.
AUGCUGGAACGAACAACAGACUUUCAGGGUCAGAACUUUUCCAAGCUGAGGCGAGCCUGCCUGCGUCGAGGCGUGCUCUUCAAGGAUCCUCUGUUCCCCGCUACCGACCAAUCCCUUUUUUACAAGAGGUGCCCCCCACCGGGACUGACCUGGAAGAGGCCAAGGGAGAUAUGUAAGGACCCUCGUCUGUUUGUGGAUGGUAUCAGCACUCGUGACUUGCACCAAGGCAGUUUGGGUAACUGCUGGAUGGUGGCAGCCAUUUCCUGCCUGGCAUCUGAGCCAUCACUGUGGAAAAAGGUCAUCCCAGACCAUGUGGGUCAAGAAUGGAACCCAAAACGUCUUGACUUGUACGCAGGGAUUUUCCAUUUUCGUUUCUGGCGCUUCGGCCGCUGGACGGACGUUGUGGUGGAUGACCGUCUGCCGGUCAGUGAAGAUGGAGUGCUGCUCUUCUGCCGCUCAGCAACACCAAGAGAGUUUUGGAGCGCCUUGCUAGAGAAGGCAUAUGCCAAGCUGAAUGGCUGCUAUGAGGCUCUAGAGGGAGGGAACACUGCCGAGGCCCUCAUCGACUUCACCGGGGGGGUUUCAGAGCCGCUCAGUCUGGACUGCCAGGCCCUCAGCCUGCACAGCGACCAGAGGAAGACGCUUUUCCAAACCUUGUCUGAAGUUCAUGAGCACAAAUCCCUCAUCACCUGCUCUAUACGUCCAGCUGAGGGGGAAACUGUGGAGUCGGCGUUGGUCUGCGGGCUUGUGAGGGGACACGCCUACGGGAUCACAGCGGUGAGGAAGGUGAGGCUGGUGGAGAGGCUGCUGAGGGCCGGCAGGACAUCCCGACUCUUCCUGGUGCGCAUGAGGAACCCGUGGGGCACCACAGACUGGAGGGGUGCCUGGAGUCAGGGGUCAGAGCAGUGGCAGCAACUGAGUCGAGCAGAGAGGGAGAAGAUGGGGCUCGUUGUUCGUGACGUUGGCGAGUUCUGGAUGGAUUUCCAGGACUUCUGCCGCUACUUCACUGAUGUGGUGGUGUGCCGGCUGGCUGAGAGGACCCUGCUGUGGCCGAGCUCUCACUGGAGGGAGGUGAAGCGCUACGGGGAGUGGGUCCUGGCUCCCACUCCGCCUGUUGCACCUCCGUCCACAGCGCUCCACAGUAACACCGCAAACAACGCCAGGCCCGAAAGGACCGAGCAGAGGUGGAACCGAAGGGAGACCCCUCAGGGGGGAGGGAAAAUAAAGAAUUGUGAGAAAAGGAGAAGCGCAGAUUUUGAAAUAAAUGGCUCUCAGGAGGUGCUGAUGGACCGGAGGAGUCGAUGUGGAGGAUGUAUCAACCACAGAGACACCUUUUUGCAGAACCCACAGUUUAUGUUUGAGGUGCGAGGCAAAGAGGAGGAGGUGCUAAUCUGCCUGCAGCAGGAGGACAGGAGGAUCUGGAAGAAAAACGGCGGAGGAGAGAACCUACCAAUAGGCUUUGAGGUGUUGAAGGUGGAGGUGAACCGCUGCAGCCGGGUGCAGUGUGUGGUGGAGCAGGCGGCCAGCUCCAUCUACAUGGACUCCCGCAGCGUGACGCUGAGGGCCACUCUGCCCCCGGGUCCAUACGUCGUGGUGCCCACCACCUUCCUGCCGGGCGCCACCGGGCGAUUCCUGCUGCGCCUCUUCUCCCACUCUCGAGUCAAACUCAGGGAGCUAAAGGAGGAGCUGCCGUCUCCCUCUGUGCUGCAGUGUUUCCUACCUCAGCCCACAGUGGUGACCACGGUUCACCUCCGCAGGGCGUCGGGACUGCGCCCCCCCAAACAGACAGCUCCAGAUGUUUACGCUGUGGUUCGAUGUGAGAGUGACACCAUCAGGACGAAGGUGUUCAAGGAGGAGGGAAACCCUGAGUUCAACCUCAGAACCAUCUUCUACCGACGAUACCCCGACACUCACAUCUCUGUGGAGCUGUGGAGCAGAGGUCUGCUGUGGGACUCCCUCCUCGGGGCAGCUCGACUCCAGGCGUCCGAGUCUGAGAGGAGUCGGAGACACGUGAUCAACCUGCGAGGCGGGACGUCGCGCUCUGGACCUGGAGGUCGGGUCCACGUUGAGAUGUCCUCCAGCCUCUGCCUCACAGACUUGUGA